This is a messenger RNA of Cercopithifilaria johnstoni, 1809 nucleotides long. The record is from the annotation of a GenBank genome assembly. NCBI's taxonomy places the organism in Eukaryota, Metazoa, Nematoda, Chromadorea, Rhabditida, Onchocercidae.
AUGACUCGCAAAAGAAAAAUUGUAGACGCUUUAGAAGACUAUUCCAGGGUUCGCCGUUCCGAUGCAUUCGAUAGUGCAGUGGAUGAUGUUUGGAGCAGUGAAUUCAUGAAAGAUUUUGACAAGCGAUAUGGGCAUAUUGAUACUAAAUCUCGGUGGAGAAGGAAAAACUCGGCCCAACAAUGGACGAGGACUCCAGAAGCAGAUUUUCGUGGAAAGGACGAACUAGCUGCAGAUACUAAAAAACUUGAACACACCGUGGAAUAUCCUUCAGAGCUUAUUGAAUACAUGAAACAAAUCGCUUGCAUUGUCAAGAAUGAUCCCACUGUAUCAGGUGAUUUACAAAGAAAGUGUUUGGAGGAAUGUCAAGGUUUUGAAAUUUCUUUGUGCAAAUAUAGUACACCUUGCUUUCUAAUUGACGAAAUUUUCAACGGCUGCCGCAAUGCUGCAAAACAAUGGAUGUUUAAGAUUAUGCAAUUGAGGAAAGAGACUUCGCUGCAACUCCUUUGCAUGCCUUGGGCCUGUCAUACCUUGGAAUCCUUGCUUUCUUCACUGUCUAACGUUCUAGACACCGAGAUCAUUGAUCAUUGGGUGGAUCUAGUUUUAGAAAAUUGGAUUCAGCUGACAUCUGACAGAAAUGCCGCUCAUUUUAUUCGCACCCUUAUAUAUCACCUCAUUGGAACUAAAAGGAAGAGAUCGGGAAAGAUGGAGAAGUGUUUAACGAGGGAUGUUCUAUCCAAAAAAAUACAAAUCAGUCAAUCAGCGAAAGAAAGUUUUGGGAGAAUUGCAAGUAUGGCGCUGGACUACAGUUCGGUGAACGCCCUGUUGAACAGUGAAUCAGUUUCUUUGGUACUACAAGAUGUGAUCGAAUGUGACUCUGUUUUACAAACUGGUUAUCUUCGAAGAUUUGUUGAAGCAGCCUGCGUGGACCCUGAUUCCAUUUUAAAACAGUGGAAGGGAAAACAGGCUUCUCAUUUAUGGGAUGUUAUAGUGCAGAAGGUUGAUGAGGAUCUCCGUCAAAUUUUAUAUCAUUCCGUUCUAGAAGGCAGAUUGUUCGACCUCUCUUUACACAUGUUCGCUAAUUUCCCUGUGCAAAAAUAUAUAUUAUCAGUAAAAUCAAAUGAACUGGUUACUAAGGUUUCUGACGAACUUAUUAGUCAUUUCGUCGAUAUUUGCGCUGAUUCUAAAUGGGGAAUCAUUGCUGCACUGGUUCAAAUGGCCCGCAAUAGAAAUGAAGUGGUUAUCGUUAAAAAGCUACGGAAUUAUUUCAGAUGUCGUUCUAGAUCUGCAAGAUCAACAUUUGUACCCUGUGUAUUCACUCUUGCUUGCCGGACUUCUGCACAGUUUAUGGGAACUUUUGAUGUUGUAAAAGGACAGCUGCAUGGAUCCCUUAUUCUUCAAGAACUUAUAAAUUACGAGCAUAACAAAACAAUAGUUAUGUCAAUGAAAUCGCUAACGGGUGCAACGGUUUUCGAAAUGGCCCAAGAUAAGAAAGGCAGCUUCUUACUGCAGUCUCUCUUCAAAUCUUCUACAGUUUCGCGAACUGACAAAGAACUGAUUGCCAAACCGUUGAAGUUGAAAUGGCAUGAAGUGAUAACCAAUAAUGUUUCAAGCCAUGUAUUCGACGUUCUCUGGGCAAAUGAUCUUUAUAAUAUUGUGGAAAAAGAAGAAUUAAUGGACGCAUUGUCGAAGGCAGUGAUUGGGAAUCAUUGCAAAACAUUACGUCUGAUGUGUACGAAAUUGAAUUUGCGAAAAUUUAGAGAACAGCGAAAGAAAUGGCUAGAAGAUGCAGGGACAAGACUUGUGAAAUAA